Molecule: messenger RNA, 2881 nt
Organism: Xyrauchen texanus (razorback sucker)
Lineage: Eukaryota; Metazoa; Chordata; Actinopteri; Cypriniformes; Catostomidae
Product: transcriptional activator protein Pur-beta-like
Exons: 1
Coding region: 264-1202 (312 amino acids)
Biological process (GO): regulation of transcription by RNA polymerase II
Cellular component (GO): nucleus
Molecular function (GO): purine-rich negative regulatory element binding; RNA polymerase II transcription regulatory region sequence-specific DNA binding; DNA-binding transcription factor activity, RNA polymerase II-specific
Source: RefSeq, a predicted model, not a curated record
UGAAUGUGGAUGGCUGACUGCGCUGGCAGGAGAAAAAAAUAUGUUGCUUGACGGAUCCCCUUGUGAGCACUGAGCAGCGCCUUUUUCAACGGUGCUGUUGUAGAGAAAGCGUGUGUGAGUGACAUCUCUAGCGACCAAUCACAAGACGUCGUCAAAUUAGUGACGUGGCUACAACAAUGGCCCAAUCAUACAACGUUCCAGGAGGCCAGGAGGCGGAGGCUGUCGAAAUACGGGUGGGGAAAAAAACAACUUAGCUCUGGGUGAUGGUGAAGAUGGCGGAUGGGGAUAGUGGGAGUGAGCGCGGUGGAAGCAGCGGUGGCGGAGGAGGAGGGGGUGGAGGAAGCGGCUUCCAGCCUUUCCAGAGGGAUCAGGAGACCCAGGAGCUGGCGUCCAAGCGCCUUGACAUCCAAAAUAAACGCUUCUACCUGGACGUGAAGCAAAAUUCGAAGGGCAGGUUCAUCAAGAUCGCCGAGGUCGGCGCUGGGGGCUCCAAAAGUCGGCUGACAAUUUCCAUGUCAGUCGCGGCGGAGUUUCGGGAGUACCUGGGUGACUUUAUUGAGCACUACGCCCAACUCGGGCCCAGCACCCCGGAGCAGAUCGCCCAGUCCUCCGGCGGCGAGGACGGCGGGCCUAGACGGGCCUUGAAGAGCGAGUUUCUAGUGAGGGAAAACCGCAAAUAUUACCUCGAUUUGAAGGAGAACCAGCGGGGGAGGUUCCUUCGGAUCCGUCAGACUGUCAACCGUGGGCCUGGUGGGUUUGGCGUCGGGGGGGGAGGAGGUGUGCCUGGGGGUGGCAUGCAAUCCGGGCAAACCAUUGCCCUUCCUGCUCAGGGUCUCAUCGAGUUCCGCGACGCCUUGGCCAAGCUCAUCGAUGACUACGGCGGGGACGACGAGGAGCUGGUUGGGGGUGGCUGCGCCGGGGGUUACGGGGAGCUUCCCGAGGGCACGUCAAUCAUGGUGGACUCGAAGCGGUUCUUCUUCGACGUGGGCUCCAACAAGUACGGCGUGUUUCUGCGGGUGAGCGAGGUGAAACCCAGUUACAGAAACUCUAUCACGAUUCCCUUCAAAGCUUGGAGCAAGUUCGGGGGGGCGUUCUGCCGCUACGCCGAGGAGAUGAAGGAGAUCCAGGAGCGGCAUAGAGAUAAAGCGUAUGACCGGAGAGGAGGCGAGGAGUCGGAGGGGGACGACUUGGAUGACGACUGACCCGGCGGUCGGGUGUUCCGUUACUCGGGCGACCCCUCAGCGAAAGAUUCACAUGCAUGAAACGAAACGAACCCUAAUGCUCAAACCAUGGCGAAUAAAAGAUGUUUGACUGUGAAACACUGUCAUGUAUAUGUAAGAGAACCCUGUUUAAAAAGCAGUAUAGAGUUACCCUUUUAACUCAAAGACUGCUCACAAAUGAGUAAACCGGGACAUUUAGUGUUAGUGUAUCAAGCUAUGAUGAUAUCUCUGCUAUAAGUGUUUUUGGUGUUGUACCAUAUGAUGGAGAGCAAGCCAGCAUCAUCCGAAUGACAUGGUGUGAAUCUCAUAGUUAGUUCAUUCAGGAAGUGUUCUUUGAAAAUGUGUGUGUGUAUAUAAAAGACACAGAUCAAUCAGUAUAAAAGGUUAUUCAGCUUGUUGACACAGAAUACAGUUCAAAUGGUGCUAUGAAACAAUAUUCCACCACACCGUUGAGUAAAAAGUUUGGGUGCAUUUUAUUUUGUUUUCCUCCUGUUUCUUGUCAGGAUAGAGCAAAUCACUCAGAUCGGAUGUAGGGAUGAAUGUAUGUACUAAAUUGUGUGCAUCAAAAUUGGGAAGUGGAUUGCACACACAAAAAAUAUGCCGAUGCCACUUUGCUCCUCUUGCUAAAUUUACAGUUGAAAUUGAUUAGGCUCUUUGAAAGAGAAUAAUACCAGAUGUGUAGGUUUUGUCGAAUGUUAUGUCCACGUUAGACUGAAAGGUUAAUAUCAGUCCAUCUGGCUUUCAAAUUAGAAGUUUUUGAAUUGAGCAUGAGGAGCGUUUUUAUGAUUUAACUGGAAAGCAAAUCAAAUGUAGAACAACACCCAACUGUGUUUAAAUAGAUUUAUUUUUAAAAACAGUAUAAAGACAUAUAUAUCUAUAUCUAUAUACAGAAUUAUAUUUAUAUAGAGACAUGGAAUCAAUUAUAAAUGCUUCCUUAACAGGCUACUUAAACAAAACUCGGAUACAACUAUACAGGGGGAUGUUUCUUACUGGUUUUCCAUACUUUUCCUAUAGUCCUCAUGGUUGGAAGAGCACAGGAAAAAAUAGUUGACUAUACAAACUAGACUUGACCGUUAACUCUUUUUAGUUCGUAUACCUUUUCCCUUUUUAAAAUCAAUCUCUUCCUCCCAUAUUUCUCAUUUAAGUUUAGGUGUUACAUUUCUGACCUCCAAGAAGAGAUCUGCAUUCUGUCUUCUCCUAGAUCUCUCAAAUUGUGUUUGCCUGUCAAAGUUUUCCAACCUCCUCCUUUUUAUUUUGUUCUUAUUGCUCUGAGUGGAUGUUAUCAAUUUUUAAAUUGACUAGAGAAAAAGGAGUGAUAUUCCAUGAUUUGCUUAGAGUGGCAUUUGGCACAAUCCUGGUAAAAUGUCAUCAUUUAUUUACAUUAAAACCCUUUCCUGGCCUUUUUUUAUGUUUAUUUCUAAGCCUUCUCAGCCACAAGGAUUAGCUAUACACACCACCCGGGAGCCAUAGAGAUUCGUUUUUUUUAAACUAAUUUAAAAUCAAUAUCCAUACUAGUUUUGACCUCAUUCUUGUCUGUACUGUGUUAUGUGAUAAAGGCAGCUGUUCAAUCAUGUGUGUUCUGCUGUAAUCCUCGACAAACUUCAUUUGAACAAUAAAUAGAAUUUCUUUGCUGAGAACACGAGGGUUUGAAUUUAAAAUGG